Aspergillus neoniger CBS 115656 is the source of this 3363-nucleotide messenger RNA. RefSeq lists its product as uncharacterized. The coding region runs from base 96 to 3221 and encodes 1041 amino acids. NCBI's taxonomy places the organism in Eukaryota, Fungi, Ascomycota, Eurotiomycetes, Eurotiales, Aspergillaceae. The record is from RefSeq and is a predicted model, not a curated record. The transcript is spliced from 9 exons.
AAACUCACUCCUCACUUGGUAUGGUUUUGAGACUUCUUUAGACACAUUCCCCCCAUGUGGUCUGGGGUUCCCUGCAGGGAGUCCCUCCUCCCACAAUGGCCAGUUCCACGAUGGCCGGCAAAGCACGUGAGCGGGGAGACUCCUUUUCCACCGAUGACAUAAGCAGGCGUGCGCUCCCCUUGGUGGCAAAGGGGAAAACCCCGUGGCCUGGCGAGGCAAAGUUUGGGGAGAAGAGGAUGGUUUAUGAUUCCAGGAGAGUGCCCCUGUGGUCGCGACUCUUCUCAUCAACUUAUGCCGGUUAUCGUCACUUGAAGCCUUCGGGGUCGAGGUACUCCGGUCGCUAUCGUCGUUCUUUAUUCCGCCGCAUCUGCAACUAUGUUUCUGCCGUUAUCGGCGUUAUAUUCCUUCUCAUCGUCCUGACCUCCAUAUUCCGGCCCUCCUAUACCCAGCCGCCGCCACAUUACUUGUCGCUUCGGAAUGCGGUGUCUCAGUCAACGAAAUCCGGCCGAGGCAACAUCCGCAAUGAAAAAGUCUUCAUCGCAGCGAGCUUAUAUGACCCUGAUGGCGAUCUAGCACGAGGACAUUGGGGGGACAGUGUGCUUGAGCUGAUCGAUCUGCUCGGAGAAGACAAUGUUUUCUUGAGCAUCUAUGAGAACGACAGCGGUCGAGAUGGAGAGAGUGCGCUUCAAGAUCUGGCGGAUCGGGCCACAUGCCAGAAGUCCAUUAUUUUCGAGCAGCAUCUGGAUCUGGCCGGUUUACCGACAGUUGCCGUUCCCGGCGGUUCAAGGCGGAUCAAACGUAUCGAGUACUUGGCGGAGGUGCGGAACCGAGCUCUAAAACCGCUGGACGACCAGCCGGGAGUGCGCUACGACAAGCUGCUCUACUUGAACGACGUUGCAUUCAACCCGGUGGAUGCGCUCCAGCUUCUGUUCUCCACAAAUGCCACGGAUGAUGGCGUUUCUCAAUACCGGGCCGCGUGCGCCGUGGAUUUCAUCAACCCAUUCAAAUUUUAUGACACUUAUGCGACACGCGAUCUGCAGGGCUUUGGCGUGGGCGUGCCUUUCUUCCCGUGGUUCACUAGCGCUGGACAAGGUCAGAGCCGCCAGGACGUACUAGCUCAGAAAGAUGCUGUGCGGGUGCGGAGUUGCUGGGGAGGAAUGGUAGCAUUCGACGCGCGGUUCUUCCAGCGCGAUACAGAUUCAUCGGUCAUGGAUGUACAGCCUCAGCUGCCUGGAGAGGACAAAUCACCUGCCCGGUUCCGGGCGUCACAUGAUACGUUCUGGGAAGCUUCUGAGUGUUGUCUUAUCCAUGCCGAUAUUCAGAAGCCUCAGCCGGACCCAGAGAAGAUCACAGACACGGGGAUCUAUAUCAAUCCAUAUGUCCGGGUUGCGUACGACACCCGCACCCUUUCCUGGUUAGGGACUACGCGGCGGUUCGAGAAGCUGUACUCUUGGAUCCAUGAUAUCCUCAACCAUUUCGUCGGCAUGCCUUGGUUCAAUCCUCGGCGAACCGAAGUCCCCGGCCAGAUAUCUCAGGAGAAGGUCUGGAUCCCUGAUGAACAUGAAGAGGGGAAUGGGUCAUUUCAACUCGUUGAUCGGGUUGCAGGCAAAGAUGGCUUUUGCGGACGCCCGGGACUCCAAGUCAUCAUCGAGCAUCGCAAAGAGGGCCAGAAGGGAUAUGAGGAGAUUGAAUGCAAUCCAAAUGAUAUCACAUUUCGAAACAACAUUGGAUGGAACAAUGAUGCUUGUAGAUCUGUAUUACGAAAACGCCCUCGAAAUGCCAUUCACCGUCGAGAUCACCUCGGUCACAAGCUAUUUUGGCGGGACUUGCCAAUCAUAUUAGACUUCAAGUGUUAUUCCCUACUAUGCUAUUUAUAUUUUAUCAUGGACAAGCGUCCGGUCCCUACAAUGGAAUUUGCCAGCAGGGUCACCAGUAUAAUCUACGGUGUCGUCGGAACCUUCAUGGAGAAGACGUCUUUCGGUCUCGAAGAGAGCCGACAUGCUCCCAAGAAGACACAUCUCUCGGAACCCCCUCUUCGUCGUUCAGGUAACGAAGCCACGCACUUCACUGUCGGCGAAAAUAAAACUCGCCCAUCCUCUGCUCCUUAUUUUCCAUCUCAGUCUUCUCCGUCGAUACUUCCCGUCGACACUUUCCUUUCCACUUGUUCUCUUCCUUCUUCUCCCUUAUCUUCUUCGUUUGGCAACACCAUGGAGGACAAGGAAAAUACCAAGACGUUCCCUGUCGCCGAUGUGGACGACACGGUCAGCUUCAUGGCUGCUGCUCGCUCCUUGAAGCUGCCAAAGACUUAUGGCACUCCUACUGUUGCUGUCGACGCGUCCAGUGAGAAGGCCAGUGUUUCAAUGAGUCGUCCCGAGUCUCGUGCUGAUGCUGAUGUUUUUGCACCAUCCGGUCAAAACACUUAUGACGACGAGUGGAGUAUCAAGCCUGAUGCCGAAGAAUCUGAAGUGAAGCCCGAGACCCCCAAGGCUGGAGUGUCCAGUGUUUUUGGUGACUCCGAGCCCCAGGACUACAAUGCUGCUGCUACUAUCAGCGCUGGUCCUCGUGGUUCGGAAGCUGUAGCUUCAAGUGACGCCAGUGAGGUAGAGGACCGUGAGAACCUUACUACUUUCAAGAGCUGGGGCACCCCUGCUGCUCGUGACAAGCCAGCUUCUCGUGUCCGUCGUAUCAUCCUCCGAGGCUUGCCUGCCACCUGGUGCACCCCUGCUAAGGUUCUGUCGCUUGUGCACGGUGGCAAUAUCGAAAGUGUCCACGUCCAUGGCAACGGAACUGCUCAUAUCCUCUUUUGUGAACAUGAAGCAUGCCAGGCCUUUUACGACAAGUACCCAAACGGCAUCGACCUUGACAAAGAAAGAAGGAUCACCGUGUUUGUUGAGAUGGGCAAGGAAGUUGACGUGGUCAGCUCCCAGCUUUCUUUCAACCUUUCUGUCGGUUCAACUCGCGCCGUGAGAGCUGUCGGAGUCGACAUGAAUGCCAGCAUGGCGCAGCUGUACAACAUGGCCUGUGGCAGUGGUCGCAAGGUUGAAAAGAUCCUGGACUCAUAUGUGCCUGGAGAUGCCCGUAACGUCGUCUUCCGCUUCUGCUCCAUCGAGGAUGCUGUGCGGUUCCGCGGGAUUCUCGUGCGUGAUCCUGAGUGGGAGCACUGCAACGUUCAGUAUGCGACAGACCCCUGCGAGUUCGCUACCGGUAUGCACAUUGACUGAAGUCAAGCAGACUAUGUUUGGCUACCUACAUAUGGGGCGGUUUACCAAGAUGGUCAUGUAUAGGGCGGGUUCGAAUAUAGGUAAAAUGGCAGGAUAUGCAGGAUGUAUCUGGGGUUGGGGAAGAUUGCUUAACGGACAGGCG